Molecule: messenger RNA, 1654 nt
Organism: Dicrocoelium dendriticum
Lineage: Eukaryota; Metazoa; Platyhelminthes; Trematoda; Plagiorchiida; Dicrocoeliidae
Source: the annotation of a GenBank genome assembly
GCUAUACGGCAAAAAUGAGCCGUCUGUACGAUGCCGUGGAGCCGGCUGUACUAGACUACAACAUGCUGGAAGAGGCGGUCCAUUCAAUGUGUCCAAGCGGAGUCGUCGGAGAGCUGGCCAAGCGUGAGGGCAUACCACUAGAAACGGUGACCGAAUUGCGCUUGGAUUUUAAGAAUAUUUUGCAUAUUGACAAUUUGUCGCCCCUUAAGAACCUUGUCAAAUUGCAGCUUGACAACAAUACGAUUGAACAGAUCAGCGGUCUUGAUAGCUUGGUUAACCUGAAAUGGCUCGACUUGUCCUUCAAUAAGAUUGAACGGAUUGCUGGGCUAGAUCAUCUGGUGAAUCUCGAGGAUCUCUCUCUGUUCUGUAACAGAAUAGAAAAACUGGACAAUUUGGAUUCACUAAAGAAGCUACAGGUCCUCUCAGUAGGCAAAAACAAACUUUUCGAUGAAGCUGAUGCAAGUUAUAUACUUGCGCAGAUUUCCUGUUCUCCAGUCGCUGUGUAUUCGAGGAAAUCCUCUGUGUGAUUCUGAAGACUACCAGUACUUACUGACAGCUUUUCUACCCAACCUGAUCUACAUUGACUAUAAACGAUGCGACCGUAGUUUGAGAGCACAGGCGUACGAGAAAUAUCAGUUGCGAAUAGAUGAAUUAAAUGCUCAAGAACAGGCAGAAAGGGAAUCGGAAAGACGAAGUGAGGAGCUUGAAGCCAAAAAACAAUUGCACCAACGAGCUUUCGUUUCCGACUUGGACAGCGACACAAUCUUCCAAGCACUCUACGAGAACGAUCCAGAGGGGCGCGCAUUAUUGCCGGUUCCGGAGUUCUCGCAUACUAUUGAGACUUUCUCCGAGGCGCUCACAAAAGAAUGCAGAGGAGUUUUUCGACUCGGUUUAGAAGAGCUGGAGAAGCGCCAGAUGGAACUGGACAGCUUCUGGGAGUGCGUCAAUCGGGAAAAGAAAGUGAAUGGCGAUCGGAGCGUUGAACAGAUAAACGGCUUCAAAUCUUACCAACUGGAGGCGCUGAAGGAAUUGGGGACGCUGACGGACCCCAUCUCCGUUGAAUCACAUGUUAAGGAGUACAUGAACCGGGUUCAUCAAUUAUGGUAUGCACUGAUGAAGAACGAAAUGAUUCUGGUAGAGGAACUGGAUGAGCUGAUGAGUGAAUUCAAGCUCAACAUGGCGGAUAUGGUGAACAGCUUCAUUGAGCGUACUGAGGAACAUUUUGCACAGUGUCGACAACUGCAGGCACAGUUCAGUGAUAGACUGAUGGACUUGUACCCAACCGUACUGGAGCGGUUCCUCAGACCAGAAGUCGACGUAGUAGCCCCGGAGGAGACUCGCACAAUUUUCAUGGACAAAGACAGUGUGAUCAACGCAAUACAGGCCAGCAAUGAUGCCCAUUUAGUACAGAUUGAUUCGUGGGCAGACAGAGUCAGUCAAAAAGCCCGCGCGUGGUUCAGCGAACUGAUGGACCGGCUAGUGGAACAAGAAGGCUAUGAAAGGAAUCGGGCUCGUGUGAUGGAAAUCAAUCAGUUAACGGAUUCCUUCCGCGAAGAAAUCGAAAAGAUCGAUCUUGUCACAACAGGAGAAGUAUGAUCGCUGUACUCGAAACCAGACAGGUUCUCGUCAUACAUGGUCACAAAAAUAACACUCU